This is a messenger RNA of Postia placenta MAD-698-R-SB12, 1906 nucleotides long. RefSeq lists its product as hypothetical. The transcript is spliced from 3 exons. The record is from RefSeq and is a predicted model, not a curated record. Lineage: Eukaryota; Fungi; Basidiomycota; Agaricomycetes; Polyporales; Adustoporiaceae. The coding region runs from base 177 to 1685 and encodes 502 amino acids.
CUCAUAUCGCGCCACAUCACAGCGAUAACCUUCCGAUACUCACGAUAGAACCUGGAGACCGCUGAAAAACGGUCUAUUCUGGAUACAGUGACGACGGAGCCGCUUACACGGUCGAUGUCGCGCACGCCUCGUUGCAUACAUCGCCUGCUGACGGAUGAAGACACCGCCGACCGCUGAUGAACUCGCUCUGGAACUUCCUUGAUUGGAUUCUGCCCUCAGUACGAUUAUCUGACGAUCUGGAGGACCCUUACUACGCCUUAACGGACGACGGUUUCUCCGUGGCGACCAGGCCGCGCAGCCACUACGCCAGCUACGACCCCCGCCGCGACUGGACCAGGGACAGUCUAAGGGACCGCGACCAGCGCCAGCGCGCCGCCGUGCAGGAGCGAGAGCACGAUCGACAGCGCAUACAGGCCCUUGAGCGCGAGAACGCCGCCCUCCACCAGCGACUCGCCACGCUCGAACAUGACCUGCAGUCGGCGCGGCAGUCGGUAGCCACAUUCUCUCUUCUCUCCUCUCCCAUGCCACCAACACCCGCCUCGGCGAACACACCACAAAUAUACAAGCCCACGCCCGAUUCGAUCAACGAGUCGCUGAUGAGUUCGUACAUGCUCGCGAAGCGUGCACUUCAUGAACGCAACGAGGAGGUCGCGAGCCUCAAGUCGUUCCUGAGCAAGACAGAUGAAUGGUCGGGCGCACAGCUCAUACAGGCGCUGCGGGAUCUCAAUUCGGAGAUCAUGCAGCUCGCCGCCUCCGUCGCGGAGGAGUUCUCGCCGUCGCUGGACCGCCGCGUCGACCUGUCGCGCCAGUCUGACCGCGAGCUCGUCAACAGUGCGCUCGGUCCCAUCAUGACGAAUCUGCUUGCCACUCGCGACCACGUGGGCGACCCUACGCUCGUGCAGUUUGCGAUCCAGGCGUGGGAGGUGUGCUGCGUCGGCCGGGUGCUCGACGCGUUCUGCUUUGGCCUGCCGGCAGAGAUCGACCAAUUCCUGUCGAGUGUGUUCGAGCGCAUGCACCGCAUCGAGCCCCAGCCGACAACCUCGCGAUGGCGUGCGCUCACGUACAUGCACGCCCGCGCGCUGCUCCCGCCCUCGCCACACGCACCGGGCACGCCACCGUCCCCCUUCCAGGCGCUCAACGAGACAAACCUUCGCGGGCUGCUCGCGAUCCUCGCGCUGUCCGGCUGCACGGACUCGCGCGGUGUGCGCCGCGAUCCGUUGCGCACACGCUUCGGAGCGUCCAUUGCGCGGAUCAGCGAGCGCACGGAGCGCAUCGCGAGUGUGGUCAAGGAGGGCACGAUGAGCGGCGUCUUCGAGAUCACCUGGGUCGGGUCGAAGGGCGCCGGCGCUGAUGGUGCGCGCAGAGAUAAGGUGGAGCGGUGGUUCGACUGGGCGACGAUGGAGAACGUGUACGCCGGGCAUGGAUCGGACCGCAGCAAGGUCCUGUGCACUGUCGAGUUUGGGCUUGCGUGCGUGCGACGCGAGGGCUGGACGAGUACGGAGGACGAUUCUGUCGAGGACGACGGGCGCAUGGAUAGCACGCCGAGGGUGAAUGGCCAUACGACACCUGUGACGAACGGCAAUGGGCGCGCUGCGGCGAAUGGCGUCAAACCGGAGGGCGUGUUGACGCGCAGUCUACUCAUGAAACCGAAAGUGCUUUUGGAGUCGGUCGCGGAUUUAGUGUGAGGUCUGAUGAGCAGUCACACUAGUAGAUAUCAUGCAACCCUUUCAUAUUUGCAUACUGUUUGCUAGAAUCUACUGUGACCAUGCUUUCACGACGUUUGGUGCCCAUUUGCUUGGACAUUCCUAAAAUAUUCUGUGACAGUUCUCUGUCCUGGAAUACAUGUCUUGGAGACACGGUUGUGUCUGGUUCGUCGUUAUUAUCAUUAUAGGUGUACUAAUGUGUA